Nilaparvata lugens (brown planthopper) is the source of this 696-nucleotide messenger RNA. RefSeq lists its product as uncharacterized. Lineage: Eukaryota; Metazoa; Arthropoda; Insecta; Hemiptera; Delphacidae. The record is from RefSeq and is a predicted model, not a curated record. Gene Ontology annotation, molecular function: lysozyme activity. The transcript has 4 exons. Bases 100 to 630 code for a protein of 176 amino acids.
AUAAGUUUGUGAUAUGGAGAGAAAAUUGAGCUGAGUUCUGGUAUUUAAACACGAAUGGGAAUAUCAGUAGGACAGUAGAGCUGAAUCGUCCUCAUAAACAUGACCUCCUCAUUUUUCCUGGUUUUAGUUAUCGCUACCUACUGCUCGCAUGUCUUUGCCAUUCACUUCGUUCCAUGUCCCGAUGCUGACAAACUCGAUUGUCCUUGCAUGGAACAAAUGAGACGCGCAAUGAGCGGUUGCAGGAAAAACCCAGGCUGCAAUGGCAGGAACUGUGGCCCCUUUCAGAUAUCGCCUGAAUUCUAUAUGGACGCUUCCUGUCCAACGGUUGACAGUAAAUGUCUCAGAUAUGAUUCUUGUGAUGGAAAAUCUCCAGAAUUCAAAACAAAUUUUGUUAAAUGUACUUACAAUCUGGAUUGCUCCAUUCAAUGUGUGAAUCUUCAGCAAUCGAAAUAUCCUGACCUUAUCAAGAAAUGUAAGGGUACAACCCUUUGUGAGAAGAAGCUUCAUGCCCUGAUCCAUGGACCAUUCAAUUGCCAAGAGCCAAUCGAUGAAAUUUUCUAUCAACGGUUCAAUGAUACAAGUCGAUGUCCUUGUGGCGUUUAUUCCAAUACAUUAGUUCAAAUACAAUGAUUGACAGGAGGCAAUGUAUAACUCUUUCUAAAUUCAAUUGAAUAAAAUACAAUCAAUCACAAAUUA